Microdochium trichocladiopsis is the source of this 2018-nucleotide messenger RNA. RefSeq names its product general substrate transporter. Gene Ontology annotation, cellular component: membrane. Bases 83 to 1792 code for a protein of 569 amino acids. The transcript has 3 exons. NCBI's taxonomy places the organism in Eukaryota, Fungi, Ascomycota, Sordariomycetes, Xylariales, Microdochiaceae. Gene Ontology annotation, biological process: transmembrane transport; carbohydrate transport. The record is from RefSeq and is a predicted model, not a curated record. Gene Ontology annotation, molecular function: carbohydrate:proton symporter activity.
CUCACUCCUCGCCUUGUUUCCUGGUCAUUGUUUUCCAGGCGCACCUUGAGGUCUCGUCUUGUCCUUUGCCCACAACUGCAUCAUGGCGACCACCACCACAGAUCUCGGCAAGGCGGAGGCCGACAUGGCCAAGCCCCAGCCCUCGCACGCUGAGCACGCUGGCUACACGGCCAACAUGGAGCUCAUUGAGGCUGCCGUCGCUGCCUCCGACGCCGAGGCCCUCAUCCCCAAGAAGGAGCUCUUCUCCCGGUACUGGCCUGCUGUCACCUUCAGCAUGCUGCUCAGUCUGGCUCUCGUCAUGGAGGGCAUGGACACCGGUCUGAUCAACAACUUCUUCGGCCAGGAUGCGUACCUCAACAAGUUUGGCUGGGUGAACCCGGCCACCGGCAAGAAGUACAUCUCGGCUGAUUGGCAGUCCGCCAUUGGUGCUGGCAACAACUGUGGCUCCAUCAUCGGUCUCCUUCUCAACGGUUGGCUUCAGUCUCGGUUCGGCUCCCGCCGUGUCUACAUGGCCGCCAUGGCGCUGAUGGGCUGCACCAUAUUUGUCCUCUUCUUCAGCACCAGCGUCACCAUGCUUCUCAUUGGUAACAUCAUGUGUGGUGUCCCGUGGGGUAUCUUCCAGACCCUCACCACCGCAUACGCGGCUGAGAUCUGCCCGGCUGCCAUGCGUGGCUACCUCACUGCCUGGGUUUCCAUGUGCUGGGGUGCCGGUACUUUCCUGGCCACCGGUGUCCUCCGUGGCUCGCUCAACCUCGAGGGCGACGCUGCCUGGCGCGUGCCUUACGGCCUGCAGUGGAUCUGGAUUCCCCCGUUGAUCCUCGUCGGCUACCUCUCCCCCGAGUCUCCGUGGUUCCUCGUUCGCAAGGGCCGCAUUGCCGAUGCUGAGAAGUCGCUGCGCCGCCUUGCCCGCAAGGACUACUACACGGAGCGCAGCAUGGCCGAGACCCUGGCGCUGAUGCAGCACACCAACGAGAUGGAGCGCAUCGAGGCGGCCAACAGCAACUACCGCGACUGCUUCCGGGGCACCAACACGCGCCGCACCAUUGUCACCUGCAUGGCGUGGAUCAUCCAGAUGCUCAACGGCCAGUCCAUCACUGCCUUUGCCGUGGUGCUGCUCCGCUCCGUCGGCAUGGACCAGGUCGCCGCCUUCAACUACAACAUGGGCAUCCAGUCGGUCAACAUCAUCGCCACGGGUAUCGCCAUUAUGCUCAUGGGCCGCGUCAGCCGCCGCGCCUUCUACCUCUUUGGCACCAGCGGCAUCGGCUUCAUGAUGCUCAUCAUCGGCAUCGUCGGCUUCUUCGUCAAUCAGAACAAGACCAUGCCCAUCGUUGUCGCGGCCAUGCUCGUCAUUGUCCAGAUCAUCUUCAAGAUCUCCCUCGGCCCGACCACCUACGUCAUCGUCGGCGAGAUCGCCUCGAACCGCGUCCGCGCCCAGACCAUUGUGCUCGGCCGCGCCGUCUACGUCUGCGGCCAGCUCAUCGUCCAGCAGCUCAACCCGCGCAUGCUCAACUCGGACCCGACCGCCUGGAACUGGGGCGCCCGCACGGGUCUCUUCUACUUUGGCUUCUGCGUCAUCUGGACCGUCUGGAUCUACUUCUGCCUCCCCGAGACGCGCAACCGCAGCUUCGCCGACAUUGACUACCUCUUCCAGAAGAAGGUCAGCGCCCGCAAGUUCACCACCACUCCCAUUGACUUGUUCGAAAUCGUCCCCGCCACCGAGGGCAAGACCAUCGACGACGACGCCGAGCCCACCACGACCCUUGCCGAGCGUGUCGAGGAGAAGCGUGCUUAAAGGGAGAGCGGCGGCCUGUGCAAUUAAAGGGAUACGUGUCAUGUAGAAAUGCCUGGUUUUAUUUCUCAAGUAUAGCAGCGGUUCCAGCGGCUCAACGUUUCUGGUAUAAGAGGGCCAUUGCAUUGCACUCUACAGACAUAACUUUCGUCGAAAGACUAUGCUACAUAGAGAGAGAGAGAGAGACAGCGCGCACGAUACCAAUAUUACCAAAGCGUUUUGAAACAAA